AUGCCUUGCGGUGUCCCAGUUCCAAUGCGAUGUAUUUACCAGCAGGAGUAAUGAAACGGGGAGAGGGGCAUUUUCCGCAGCCUAUUGGUGAGACCGCAAAAGACUAGCGCACAGAGAGGAUAGACACAAACUUUCGGACAGUGAUACAAAACGUCAAUUAUCUCUUUUUUUUGGAGGCGUCUGUUGUCUUUUUUUAUCCCGUUUUCACCCAGCUGCCAAACGUUACUUUGUCGCAAUUCGUUGGAAGUGAUUUACAGGGCAAUGGUGAAGAAGGACACAUUUUGCGGAAUUCUCGCCUUUAACGUGUGUUUCCCCUCUAAACUUCACUUCGGAUAGGCAGCAGUGAGUUGAAUCCUCUUUGCACCUUAAAGAGAAGUAGCCAGAGGGGUUUCAGCUGCCCUGCACCACUGAAGCCUUCAAGAAUGUCGGGGCCAACACACCACAACAGGCCUCCUCACUUCUGACCCAACAUGGAGCUCAAGGUCUGGGUGGAUGGAGUCCAGAGGGUCGUCUGUGGGGUCACCGAGGCAACCACCUGCCAGGAAGUGGUGAUUGCUCUGGCUCAGGCCAUAGGUCGCACUGGGAGAUACACUCUGGUAGAAAAAUGGCGGGACACUGAGCGUCACCUAGCCCCUCAUGAGAGCCCUGUGGCUUCUCUGAACACCUGGGGUCAGUAUGCUGGUGAUGUCCAGCUGAUCCUGCAUCGCACAGGCCCUUCCCUGACUGAACGGCCCCCCUCAGAGGGACCUCCUCUCAGGGGGCCUGAACGUGGGCUGCAUCGGCAGAGCCUCCCUCCCCUCGCAAAGCUUCGUCAUCCCAACGAUCGCUCCCUCCGCCGCCGCGAGCCACGUCGCAAGUCUCUCACGUUCACCGGUGCACCCAGAGGCCUUAGGGAGAUACUGAGCGGAGGACGGGUUGGAGAGGCAGAAACCAAACGAAGACUUCUUCUGGGAAACGGUGGAAAUCACCACCAUGCAGGAGCAGCCAUUGGGACUGCAUCCCCUGGCCUGUGGGCCUGUCGCAUGGAGGAUCUGGUCAGACUGGUCGGUCUACAGAGGGAGACUCUGAAUGUGCUGGAGAAGAAGCUGGGAGCUUAUGAGGCUGAGCUCCAGGCCUGGGCUGAGGGGCGAGGGGGGCGAGGUUCAGGGAGCAGUGGGGACCCAACUGGAGGUGGAGGGCUGAUAGAGGAGAUCCUGAGGCUGGAGAAGCACCUGAGGAAGAAUGAGGUGGAGAUGGAGGAGGAGGAGUUUUGGGCCACUGAGCUGCAGAUUGAGAUAGAGAGUGAGAGACAGCUGGAGGAAAGGCUGCAGGAGCUACGUGGGCGUCUGCAGGACUGUGAGCUAGAGAUUGAAGAGAAGCUGGAAAUGGUACAGGGUAUAGAGGCAGGUCUGGAAGAGGAGCGGCUGCAGAGGGAGCGACAGGAGACCAAGUGGGUCAAUGAGGCAGAGGCUCAGGCUCAGGUCCUCAGAGUCAAAGCAGAGUUGAAAGCCCAAGAGAGACAGGCUGUCCAGCUGGAGAGCAGCUGCAGAGCUGUGGACAGGUCACUAGUACAAAGCAGCAAGAAACUGCAGGACAUGCAGCAUGAGCUGGAGCAGCUGACCAAGGAGCUGAGGCAAGUUAACCUGCAGCAGUUUAUCAAGCAAACCGGCACCAAAGUCACAGUGCUGCCAGCUGAGCCCACUGAGGAUGAAAGUACCAGCAACAGUCAUGGUAUAGAUUUAGUUCCCCUGUCUGGCUCCCUGAAGCGUCCCGUGUCCUUGCACCCCAUGUCCGGUCACCUCCGGGUCCUCCACAGCCCUCUCAGCUCUGGCCUGAACCCAGAGGGGAUCUAUGUUUGAGGCUCUGCUGCGCACUUCUGCUCGGAGGGAACACACCAGAGCUCCCUUUUAAGAGCCCAUUUCUCCCUAGAAACCAUUUGUAAGUGGAUAUCUUGUUACAGGAUACCUCAGUAGCACACCACUAUGCACUGUUGUUUCAGUUACCUGAAGGCAACGUUGAGUGUGAAGACCUGCAGUGAAUGAACAAUGCUGAUCUUUGAAUGGAAGUCAUGGAGCACUUGGUGGGAAUGGAAGAUGGUGUGAAGUUGUGGCGUGAAUAAAAAGCACGGCAGUGCCACCAUGUUUCAUGGCGCACUGUCUCUAAACAUGUUAGGACUUUCUAGACAUCAGGCUGUCAUGGACUUCCUUUAUAAACACACCCACUUUAUGUACUUUUACUCUCACUUUAGUACCUGCAGAAUGAUUUGUAUUGUUUUCUCACUUGCAUCAUGAUUCAAAACUAUGGCCUUUUGAGCAGUAUCCUUGAGAAUCUUGGUUUGUGAAUCGAUGAAUUAUAAUCCCUGAAAGCAUUUGUAAUUCUGCCAUGAAUACACUUUACCCAGCAUAAUGACUGGUUCUCAUAUAAGUAAUGAAGGAUCCACUUGUGUCUAUAAUAAAAACUAUAUCUAUAGAGUCUAUCAUUUUGUAAAUCAGAAUCUAUUCCCAUAGCUCUGACUUUCUGUUCAUGUUAAAUCUAUGCACAAAUGGUUGAUAGUUUUGUUACUGAAGAAUGUUACUGUCUGUACGUACCAAAAUCGUGACAUACUGUAAAUAUGUUUUCUUACUUUGUAGCUUUAUUUAGUGAAUUAUUAUAUUUUAUUACAAAGCGGUGCAUUCACAGUUACAGAAAUGCAGUGCACUCAUUCCUGCAGUAAUAUCUGCAAAACAAAAGUGUUAAUUUUCCACAUAAACUGUUUUUUUGUUUUGUUUUUUGUUUUGUUUUUUCUUUUUUUGUUUUGUUUUUUGUCAAGAUGACAACAUAGUAUAUUUUUGCCAAAUUGAUUGUGCUUGUUUUGCUGUUAGGAUCGGUGGCCAAAGAUUAGCAGGUCCUGUUGCAUGAUUGUGCUGUGAAUAUAGCCAUAUCUGGAUGUGUAGAGCACCCACAGUACAGUAAAAUCAGUUGUCAAUAGAAUCUAAAAAUGGUGGCAUGUAAUAUUACAAUGGAUCACUACAGUUACUGUGAGUAUGAGUGAGUGAAUCGGUGAUUAAAGGGACGUCUGUGUGUGUGUGUGUGUGUGUUCAGAGUCAACAAAGCCAAGGUGUGAAGCCCCUCUUAGACCGUAGUUCAGCUGCUAAUCACAGCAAAGUGCCUUUAUAUUGUUUCAGCAGUUGGUGGAUUUAAAUAAUGUACAGUAAAGCUUUAGUAGAGACAUUGAAGCAAUGAUCAUAGUCAGUAUAUGUUGGAAGCUGUAUUAGUGCCACAUUGCUGCACAGACACAAAUGACAAUAGCAUGGCAACAAAGAGGAAACUUCAUUUUUAUGUCAGUAUUUUGUAGAAAUGGAAAGAACAUUAUUGAUAGUGCUUUCCACUUUGCUACUGUAUUAUUGUCACUGUAAUACAACGUGCUGUAAAAUGCAUUCUCACUUAAUCUGAUUUAUCUCCUGUCAUGCACACAUACUGUAUACUGUAGUUACCAGUUUAGAUCAGUACUGUUGCCCAGGAAUAAAUAGAUGGUUGGUGUUAUACAAAAGGGAGGUCCACUAUGUACAAAACACACAAACACAUCACUGCAGUGUGUCUCUCUGCUUUUUUAGUUUAAGGAGAGUUUUUAAAUUCUACAGUUUAAACUAGAUCAUGAAAGUAUAAUGGUCUACAAAUUAUGGUGGAUUUUCCCUUUAAGAAACCACUUGUGUGCAUUUUCCACCCUUGGACAAGUCGUAGCUAUGGUCACUGUUUACAACUGUAUAUGUUCUAGAGAACUGUAAGAUGUCGACUGUACAUACCUGUUUCUAUUUUUUCCUGCCUUAAUAUACUGCAAAGUGUUGACAGAUGUAUGGCUGUAACUGGCUGCUGAUAUGACAUGGAUUGCAUGAUUCAAUAAAACAUCUGACAAAAUU
This is a messenger RNA of Thunnus maccoyii (southern bluefin tuna), 3875 nucleotides long. It is a transcript of the gene rassf8a, whose product is annotated as ras association domain-containing protein 8. The coding region runs from base 471 to 1838 and encodes 455 amino acids. Gene Ontology annotation, biological process: signal transduction. Lineage: Eukaryota; Metazoa; Chordata; Actinopteri; Scombriformes; Scombridae. The record is from RefSeq and is a predicted model, not a curated record. The transcript has 6 exons.